CUCCUUCCAGGCUCUAUCUCGCCCGAUCUCCUGGGAGCCCAAACGUGGGCAGAAUGGCUCAGUCUGAGAUCUUCUCCAAGAAGCCCAGCAAACCAGUGAUCUAUAAGGUCCAAGUGGCCACGGGAAAAGGUCUCUUAACGGGGACCUUUGACACUAUCUCCAUCACUCUGGUGGGCACCAGUGGAGAAAGUCCCAAGCACCUACUGAACCGGAUCGGAACCAGCUGCUCUCGCGCGUCGGUAGAUGAACAUGAAGUUCCCUGUGACCACGAGUUGGGCUCAAUCCUACUGAUUCGUCUGCAUAAGGACCCCUACUCCUUUUUCCCAGAGAGCAGCUGGUUCUGUGAUGCCGUCCGGGUGACGUCGCCAAGCGGGCGGAUCUAUAAGUUCCCCUGUUACACCUGGAUCGAGGGUUUUUGCACCGUCUCCUUCAGGGAAGGCACAGCCAAAACGCCUUUGGAUGACGCUCACUACCUCGAGCGGAAGCACCGUCGAGAAGAGCUGGAGAUGAGGCAUAUCAGAUAUGGGUGGAAGGAAUAUAUCCCAGGAACUCCGUGGUGUGCUGAUAUCGACACGCCUGAGUCAAUCGAGUAUAACAUCCAGUACUCGUUCCCCAAAUCCUCCGCCUUUUUCGGGCGUGGGACCAUGGCGCUCUUUGAAGCCAAAAUGAAAGGCUUCCUAGACAAGCCUUAUUCCUGGGCGAAGCUAGAGGACAUCCGCAAGGUCUUUUGGUUCUACCACACCCACCUCACAGAGUAUGUGUUUGAUCACUGGAAAGAUGACGAUUUCUUUGGCUAUCAGUUCCUGAACGGAAUCAACCCAGUGAUGAUCCGGAAAUGCACUCAAAUCCCAGACAACUUCCCAGUGACGCAGGAGAUGGUGGCUGGGCCUUUGGGGGAAUCCACCACCCUCCCAGAAGAGCUGAAGAAAGGGACCAUCUACCUAGUGGAUUACAAGAUCCUAGAGGAUAUCCCCACCAUCCUGGUGAAUGGUAAAAAACAAUAUAUUGCUGCUCCUCUGUGUUUGCUGCAUGAAAAACCCACUGGAGAAAUCAUGCCUAUCGCCAUCCAGCUCAACCAGCAUCCAGGCCCCCAAAACCCCAUUUUCUUGCCCACCGAUGAAGAGUGGAUCUGGAUCUUAGCGAAGACGUGGGUGCGGAACUCUGAGUUCCACGUCCACGAGGUGGUUGUCCACCUCCUCCGUGGCCACCUGAUGGCGGAAAUCUUCACCGUGGCAACCCUGAGGCAGCUGCCGAUGUGUCACCCGUUGUACAAGCUUUUGAUCCCUCACCUCCGGUAUUCGAUCCAUAUCAACGUGUUGGCUAGAACGUACCUCAUCAGCCAAGGAGGAACCUUUGACCGGGCCAUCGCGAUCGGACGCAAAGGCCUAGCGGUGCUUCUGAGCAAAGCCCUCAAUAACCUGACCUACACUGAUCUUUGCCUCCCAGAUGAUAUCGAGGCCCGGGGCGUCAGCUCUCUUCUGAAUUACUACUACAGAGAUGAUGGGCUGAAAAUAUGGGAUGCCAUUAAGAGCUUCGUCUCCGGCAUUGUUGAAGUCUACUACAAAAACAAUUUAGCUGUCCAGAGAGAUUGCGAGCUGCAGGCCUGGGUUUCUGACAUCUUCACGAAGGGUUUCCUGGCCAAGCGGUCAUCAGGCAUUCCUUCCUCCAUCCAUUCCGUCCCAGAACUCAUCAAGUUUCUGACCAUGGCGAUAUUUACCUGUUCAGCUCACCAUGCUGCAGUAAAUAGUGGGCAGUUUGAACUGGGGGCCUUCAUGCCCAACUUGCCUUCAUCCAUGAGGAAGCCUCCACCCCAAGCCAAAGCCCCAGUGACACUGGAAGAAUUCCUGGACACCAUUCCUGAGAUGAACACCACUAGCCAGGUCCUUUCUGUCCUCUGGGUCUUGCGCAAUGAGGAUUUUGACAUGAAACCGCUGGGCCAAUACGACGAGGAGCAUUACGUUGAGGAAGACCCGAAGCGGCUCAUAACAGCUUUCCAAGAGCAACUGGCACACAUCUCUGAGGAAAUUCUGAAGAGGAAUGAGUCGCUGAAGUUGCCUUACACGUACCUCUAUCCUCCCAACAUAGAGAACAGCACGGCAAUAUAGAAACCCGGUUUUGCCAUCCAGUGCAUGUUUCUGGACCACAGUGAUUGUGCGCUGAGCUUCUUGCCCUGCCCUAUUCCUUCUGAGAGGGAGGCCCUUAAGAGUAGGCCCACCACGCAAAUCCCUUUAUAGAGAGCUAUAUCGAGAGCAAUGUAUGAUCUGUAUUCAGCACAGCGCAACAGCGGAACCUGCAUCAAGGCAACAGAGACUGCCAGGUUGCAACUGGAAGGUUCACACAACAGUUUUAAAAUCACCCACGAAGUAGGAGAUGAGGGAGUGGAGCAUCUCUUGUAUAUUUCCCACCCUCCACCCCAGUAAUUUUAUCUGUUGCUUCUCCCACAGGCUCUGAAGAGAGUGGGAACGGGGUGGCGGGUGAAAUGAAACCAGAGAAGAAACAAUUACGGAUCUCCAGGUUACAAACCGGCCAUGUGGUUUAUAAAGCCACAUUUUCUUAAAAUUUACAGGGAGGGGCAAGAUGUGAGAUUUUUAAACGACAUGGU
Messenger RNA from Elgaria multicarinata webbii, 2602 nucleotides. Its product is annotated as hydroperoxide isomerase ALOXE3-like. Bases 54 to 2105 code for a protein of 683 amino acids. The transcript has 14 exons. Gene Ontology annotation, biological process: lipid oxidation; linoleic acid metabolic process; arachidonate metabolic process. Lineage: Eukaryota; Metazoa; Chordata; Lepidosauria; Squamata; Anguidae. Gene Ontology annotation, molecular function: oxidoreductase activity, acting on single donors with incorporation of molecular oxygen, incorporation of two atoms of oxygen; iron ion binding; protein binding. The record is from RefSeq and is a predicted model, not a curated record.